GUGUGGGAUGCGGCCCGGUAUCCGAAAAAUACACAUUUUCAAAAUGGCACCUACGAAAUCCAAACACUACAUCAGUGGAAGAAAGCAGGUUAUUUUGUUUGAUCCACAUGACAAUCAAAAGCUUUAUGAGGCUCACAUUCCAGAGGCAGUGUUGUCAUACAACUUGGAGACAAACACAUUCCGUAAACAGUUGCUGAUGGACAGUACAUCAAUGGUCAUGUCUCCAGUGGACAUAACCAAUCCAGCCUUUGAGAGGUUUCCAUUGUUUGGUGAAGUGCGGCCUUUAAAUUGCACGAUCGAGGAAGGCGAUGUUCUGUUCAUUCCUUCAUUUUGGUGGCAUGAAGUACAGUCGUAUCCAAAUGUACUAGAAGGACGAAACCUUGCAGUUAACUUCUGGUAUGAUCCAUUUUUGACCAAAGAGUUCCCAUGUCAGUAUUGCAAGAUGGACAUUAAUCCGAAAUACAGACAUCUCCUUUGAUCCCGUGUACAGAAUCGUCCGUGUUGAGUCUUAAAUAAUUUUAUUUUGUAAAAAUAAGUGACAUUGUGCUUAAUUAUAAAAAUGGGAGAAACUGUCGCGCUUUUAACAUUCAGCAUCACUUGAUUUCUGUUAAAAGUAUUGCCAAAUUGUCAAGAGAGUUUAUUUUAAAUGCUGUUUGGCAACUUGUAUCGUGUUCUAUUCUAAAUGUUAUAAUAUAUGUUAAUUGUAAAUCCAUCUUUUAAAUUACACCAUCAUUGAUCAGCAACACUAAUCAAUUUUUAAACAUCUAUUUUUGUUAAUCUGGGACCAUGGCCGCACUUAAAUAAAAGCAAGGAUUGGAAAUGUCUGAAUCAAUUCUACAAACGUUAAGUUUUUGCAGAGACGUAGAUAUCUAAGUCUCUGGUUUUUGUUAUGGAUAUACAUGCUUUACAUUGCCUAUGGCGUUACUGUACUGUGAUAGUUGUUUAAUUGUAUUUUGCCGUCCUGGCAUGACACACUUAUUUGGCUUUGGAGUACAUUCCGUAUAUUUUUGAGUACAUUCCUUACAGAACAAAUGUCGUUUAAAAUUGAAAUAUUAAACUAUUUUACACACUUAUAGAGUAAAAUUCGUUGCAUAGGCAUGUGUAUGACGUACAAUAAACUGUAUGAAUUAACAUAAGAACAGUGUGUUACAAAGGCAUAUGGGUGGCUUAAACAAUAAACAGUUAAGAACAUAUAAGGGUAUUUUAAUGCGCAAAGCAAAUACGUUUUAAGAAAACUAACUAAUAUAAUUUAUGAAAUAAAAACGCUUUGUAGAGAUCAAACUGAAGGGGGUUUGAUUGGUCCUUAAGCAUUUCUGGUCACGAUGUGGAGGUCAUGUCCUGCAUCUUUGGAAUCCUCUCUCACUCAUAUAUGCUAUGCUUUCUAAUUGACCCGUGUGACAGUAGGUUAUAGAAAUCUAUCAAUCGUGAAUAAGACUUGGUGUCAAUAUCCCUGAGGAAAUUUUACAUAUGGAAGAAAAGACCCGUUUUAUGAAAAGUCCCAUGCACCUUUUGGCUUGUUUUACAAGAACCAUUAUUUGAUCAAUAAUCGGCGCUUAAGCAGUUGAAGAAAGCCAAAACAACGGAGAAAAUUGUUUCAAAUAAAAUCUAACUUUU
This is a messenger RNA of Dreissena polymorpha, 1614 nucleotides long. RefSeq lists its product as uncharacterized. The coding region runs from base 8 to 478 and encodes 156 amino acids. The record is from RefSeq and is a predicted model, not a curated record. NCBI's taxonomy places the organism in Eukaryota, Metazoa, Mollusca, Bivalvia, Myida, Dreissenidae. The transcript is spliced from 4 exons. Gene Ontology annotation, molecular function: 2-oxoglutarate-dependent dioxygenase activity.